This is a messenger RNA of Anisakis simplex (herring worm), 528 nucleotides long. NCBI's taxonomy places the organism in Eukaryota, Metazoa, Nematoda, Chromadorea, Rhabditida, Anisakidae. The record is from the annotation of a GenBank genome assembly.
AUGUCGAAGACAGGAAAGACAAUAUAUGAUUUCACCGUGAAAGAUGCCGAAGGGCAGGAUGUUUCACUAGAAAAAUACAAAGGUAAAGUUGUUCUGAUAGUUAAUGUGGCAUCGAAGUGUGGUUUAACAAGUUCAAAUUACGCACAACUCAAAGAAUUGCUCGAUAAAUACAACGAUAAAGGCCUUGUGAUCGCCGCUUUCCCAUGCAACCAGUUCGGCGGACAGGAACCAUCAUGUGAGAUUGAUAUUCGUAAUUUUGUCAAAGACUCAUUCAAGUUCGAGCCGGAUCUGUAUGCGAAAAUUGAUGUAAACGGUAGUAAAGCGGAUCCAUUGUACGUUUUCUUAAAGAAAGAACAAGGUGGUACUCUAUUCGAUGCCAUCAAAUGGAAUUUCACAAAGUUCCUCAUCGAUGCAAAUGGGCAUCCGGUUAGUUUUUCUACUUCUUGGGAUUUCGUUCGUUCAUUUUUCUACCACUUUAAGAUGGAUGUUUGCAAACCAAGAAAAAAACCAGACCAAAUUACGGAAUAG